AUGAAGUCAAAUGGCUGCGUUAGCAGCACCAAAGUGACCUCCCUGGAGCGCAAGCCUGGACAGUGCAUAUGGAGGUCCUGGCUGCCCAUACAAGACGCCCCCCUUGGCCUUGCUGAUGUGGUCCAAAGGAAGGCAGAGCAAUACAUUUGGCUCCAACUUGGCUGCAGGAAUUGCAGGAAGGAGGCAUACAAGGUGCCAUCAAACUGUCUUUGGGACUCCACUCUGGAUUUGUAUGGGGUUUACUCUUUAGCCUUUUCUUCUCCCAAAGCUGUCCCACAAGACAGUGGAGGUUUAGGAUCAGAUCUCCUAGAUGGGCUACCUUCCCAGGUAGACGAGCUCAAUCUGCCCCUCACUUCCCUCUACAGCACAUGCAGAAAACACCUUCUUGACUGUUGGAUCCACCAUUGGUCUUGUCUGCUCAAUCCACCAGAGCCUGUCUUUGCAUGCAGGAGAAGUCCCUAA
Messenger RNA from Podarcis lilfordi (Lilford's wall lizard), 462 nucleotides. Lineage: Eukaryota; Metazoa; Chordata; Lepidosauria; Squamata; Lacertidae. The record is from the annotation of a GenBank genome assembly.